AUCCAAUCUAUGCCAUUAAAAUGCUCUGACAGGUUCCGACUUGUUUCUCUUGUCAACGCCCAAAUUCGACUUUUUUUUUGUUUCCCUUAACAAACCAAAUUUCACUGUUUCAUUCUUUUACGCGUCGAGAGUCUCCUCCAUGAGAAGCAAAUUCUCAGCUUCUUCCGAUGAUCUAGCUUCACUUAGAUCUCAUGAACUGAUUUGGCGAGUUUGAUGAUAAAGUUUGUAUUUUUCUUUGUGGGUUGAUUUCAAAUUGUGAGAAAGAUUCAAGAUUUUUUGUCGUCUCAAUGAUGCAGCAGCAAGAUCGAAUUGGUGAUGAAACAGAUCUUGAGUCUUUCACAAGUAGUGUUCCUAGUAGAGACGCUUCUCAUAGGUUUAGUUCUCAUCAGUUCUCAGGAAUGGUUAGACAAAGAGCUUAUAUAUUUGAUGGUGAUGGUAAAUACUAUAACAAAGAAUGGGAUCUUGCUGAAGGAACAGGGAAAGAGUUUUGUUGGUAUCAUGUUGAAUUACCUAAAGGAAAUCAGAAGCUUUCUCAAUCUGCUCAGCAUUUGAUUGAUGCUUUAUGCCCACCAUUGAAGCUUCAGGACAUUCUUGCUCUUGCUAGUAAUGGACCCUUUUGUGGGCAUGUUGAUGGAGCGCUUGUCUUUAGAGUUAAUUCUCCUGGUCCUGCUUCUAGUAGUAAUACGUUUAAGAUUGCUGCGAGGAUUACUGAGAACUCUGUGAUCACUGUUUCUUUAGGACGAGUUCCUAGGUUAGGUUUCUCGCCUAUGGGUCAAUCGCUUCUCUCGGAAGUUCCUAGUGUGAUUGAGGAGCAUGUUCUUGAGUUCUUGUUGAAAAUGAACCAUUCUGAGGAAGCUGAUAACCCUGUGCCAACUUCUGUUUCGAAUCUUGUUGUGCAUAUUAUUGACACACAUGUUGAUCGACUUCAAGAUGUUGUUACUGAACUUGAGAUCGAAUUGGAUGGGGUGGAGCUAGAAAUGGAUAGAGGUGGAUUUGCUAUGAAGAAAAAGAUGUUGGAUGAUAGAAGGUUCCCGAAAUUGCAUCUCAACUUGCAGCGUCUAUUGCAGGUGAUUGCGCAUGGAGAACAAGUAUUUCCAAGAGUGAAAGAAAAAUGUUCCACGAAGCCUUGGUUUCUGGCAGAAGACAUCCACUCGUUGGAAGAGUUGAUUGGGAGGUUAAGACGUUUAAAAGAGAAUGUAGGCUUCAUUGCGAACCGUGUGACUGCAAUCCAAGCUGGGUUGGAUAGCUGGCAAGCCGAACAAAUCAACCGAAAGCUCUAUUACCUCUCCUUUCUUUCCAUCAUAUUCCUUCCUCUAUCAAUUAUAACCGGAGUUUUUGGGAUGAAUGUUGGAGGAGUACCUUGGACGGGACAAGACAAACCGGAGCUAAGAGACGGAUUCAGAAAUGUGAUGUACAUCUGUUUGAUAAUGCUGGUUCUAGUGUUGUGCUGCUUCGGCUUUCCAGCGUUAUAUAGUCGCAUAGCGUCUUGGUGGGGAACGAGAGAUAUGAAAAGAAGUUGGUCUCUUAACAGAAGAUCGUUUAAGAAGAUACCAAACAUAGUCCAAGAAAGAAAAGGCUACCUUAGGCUCUAAACCAAACACACUUCUCUCUGAGUACUUCAUUUACUUUCUUUUCACCUUUCUUCAUUUGCAGAGACAUAUAUACUUCUGUCAUACUCUUAUGGAACUUUGGUUUCACAUGUAUUGUUGCUUAGAUCUUGAGUAAGACUACAAUGUACAGCUGCUAUUCUUUUAAUUCUUGGUUCUUUUUCAUUUAGAGAGACUCUUGUAAGAGACAAUUGUGUAUCCUUUUUUGAGAAAGGCAACAAGAGAUUGAAUGGAGAUUGUAAGUGGAGAUCUUUCGAAAUAUCGAAUGCUUGUUUUGUUUUUUCUCUCUUAA
This is a messenger RNA of Arabidopsis thaliana (thale cress), 1899 nucleotides long. RefSeq names its product Magnesium transporter CorA-like family protein. Gene Ontology annotation, biological process: metal ion transport; transmembrane transport. Gene Ontology annotation, cellular component: membrane. The record is from RefSeq and is marked reviewed. The transcript is spliced from 5 exons. Lineage: Eukaryota; Viridiplantae; Streptophyta; Magnoliopsida; Brassicales; Brassicaceae. The coding region runs from base 288 to 1592 and encodes 434 amino acids. Gene Ontology annotation, molecular function: metal ion transmembrane transporter activity.